AUGGCCGACGAAGAUUACGCAAUUGAGACUACCGAUGCCGGAGCCUCCGCCACCAUUCCUAUGGAAGCUGGUCAAAUUAAGAAGGGAGGAUUCAUGAUGAUCAAGGGAAAGCCCUGCAAGGUCCUCAGUAUCUCCGUCUCCAAGACUGGAAAGCACGGUCACGCUAAGUGUAACUUUACCGCCGUCGAUAUCUUCACUGGAAAGAAGCUGGAAGAUAUGAUUCCUUCCUCGCACGGAACCACCGUCCCAAUUGUCAACCGUUCUGACUGGGAAAUCAUCGACAUUGAGGGUGAAGAACUUACACUUAUGGACGAAGGUGGUAACCAAAAGACCGAUCUUAACCUUCCCAGUUACCCCGACACUAUGGCUGAAGAAAUCCGCAGUGCCUGGAAUGGAGGUGAAAACAGUGUCAUUGUCACUGUCCAAGCCGCCGUCGGUAUCGAACAAGUUGUCGCCUGGAAGAAGGAGGGUUAA
Cylindrotheca closterium is the source of this 474-nucleotide messenger RNA. The record is from the annotation of a GenBank genome assembly. Lineage: Eukaryota; Bacillariophyta; Bacillariophyceae; Bacillariales; Bacillariaceae.